Pipra filicauda (Wire-tailed manakin) is the source of this 3463-nucleotide messenger RNA. It is a transcript of the gene GYG1, whose product is annotated as glycogenin 1. The record is from RefSeq and is a predicted model, not a curated record. The transcript has 8 exons. Gene Ontology annotation, molecular function: glycosyltransferase activity. Gene Ontology annotation, cellular component: cytoplasm. Bases 409 to 1311 code for a protein of 300 amino acids. Lineage: Eukaryota; Metazoa; Chordata; Aves; Passeriformes; Pipridae.
CUGGAAGCCUGCAGCAAGUCUGCCUCCCGGUGCAUGUCUUGAUUAGAUGCUCUUGUCUCUCUAGGAAUCCCGUAAUCAAAAAAAAAAAAAUCAGAUGUACGAGUACCUAACUCAAAGAACAGGGGAAAAGGCAAGCACCUGUAAACUCUGGCUAUGCAUACGAAAAAGCUUCCGGGGAAAUUUUGAAAAGAUCUGGGGCAAGCACUCCAGUCACUUCCUGCACGCCGUCAAAUGAAAGAUUGCUCCUAGCUCAGACGUCCAGGAUGCUCUUGGCUGUACCAGUCUUUUGUGACUCUAGCCACAAAUGACUCCUAUGUGAAAGGAGCACUGGUACUUGGUUCAUCCUUGCAACAGUACAGAACAACAAGGAAGCUGACUGCGCUCAUAACUCCUCAGGUCUCAGAUCUUAUGAGGAGAGUGCUGGAAAAGGUCUUUGAUGAAGUCAUAUUGGUAAACGUCUUGGAUAGUGGGGAUUCAGCACACUUGGCAUUAAUGAAAAGACCUGAGUUAGGUGUCACACUAACAAAGCUUCACUGCUGGGAACUGACACAGUUUACGAAGUGUGUUUUCAUGGAUGCAGACACAAUGGUUUUGUCAAAUAUCGAUGAGCUUUUUGAGAGAGAGGAGCUGUCUGCAGCACCAGAUCCAGGCUGGCCUGACUGUUUUAAUUCAGGAGUUUUUGUUUACCGACCUUCUAUUGAAACAUACAAUCAGCUGUUACAGUUUGCCACAGAGAAAGGCAGCUUUGAUGGUGCAGAUCAGGGGUUAUUAAACACCUUCUUCAGCAGCUGGGCAACAACAGACAUGAGCAAACAUCUACCAUUUAUUUAUAAUUUGAGCAGCACUUCUGUAUAUUCCUACCUUCCAGCAUUUAAAGCGUUUGGUGCAAGUACUAAAGUGGUGCACUUCCUGGGAAGCACAAAGCCAUGGAACUACACAUAUGACUCCAGAACAAAAAGCAUAAAAGGCAACAUGGACGACCCUAAAAUAGUUCACCCAGAAUUCCUCAACAUGUGGUGGGAUACCUACAUAGCUGAUGUUUUACCAUUACUAGAACAGCAUGGAAUUGUUAAAGAAACUACUCCAGGUGUAAACAUGCUAUCGGGCUUGGUCUAUACUCUGGCUUUCUCUUGUGGCUUCUGUAGAGAGGCAGAGGUUACAGAGGCAGUGUCCCACUUAUCAGUAUCACCAGUAUUACCAACUGAAUCUUCAGAAGAACGCAAGGAACGGUGGGAACAGGGCCAAGCUGACUAUAUGGGAGUGGAUUCCUUUGACAACAUCAAGAAGAAACUUGACACCUACCUUCAGUAGAAAUGCCUGUCUCAAACAGUGGUGAUGCAAGGACUUGUUCCAGAACUAACAGCUAGAAAGGUAUAGAUGGUGGUCAGUUACACUUGCUAGUAGCUUGAUGAAAAACUUCUUGGCUGAAGGCCUCUGCAGUGCUACAGAUGAACACUGAGCAAAAGCUAGGAAGCAGAAUUCCUUGGGCCACCUAUUACUGCCCAAUUUCCAAUUCUCCCUACUAGAUAAAACCAGGUAUUUUCAGCUUAAAAUUUCUUCUGUUGUGAUCAAUUGGCUCAAGAUAUUCUCGAAACUGGGUUUGUUGCCUCACCUCAUUAAGGUGAUUAGCAUUGAUUCCUUUGCUUGCUGUUUUAGAUGUAAAAUCUAAUUCAUGAGAUUGCUCAUACACUGGAGUGGUAGCCGUUCUGCUUUACCAUAAAUGUAUUAAUGACACUGGGAUACAUACGGUUGUAACAGUAAUAGCACUGCUAUGCUCUUCCAGUCACAAUUGCACUGAAAUUUUGACCAGGUUCUUACGCACAGUGCCUACAGCAUGGCAGAAUGCGUUUUUCAGUUCUGUAUACUAUGGGACUAGUAAACUGAGUUUUAUCUGUUCCUUGCAAUGUUGCACUUGAUACAAAAAUAAAAAGUUGUCAUGCAUUUCUGUCUUCCCUAAACUCUUGAGCAAUUAAGGAAAAGGGAGAUCCAAAGCAGGCUAACUAAAAUAUUCAAGAGGUAUAACCCUUAAGCUUUGCUAAUGCUACUCAGGCUCCCAUUAGCAAAUGUCCAGCUUUUAGUUCUGUAAUUAUUUACAAAGUAGACAGUAAUUUGCUAGGGAGCUGUUUAGGGCCAAUCCCCUUAUUAGCUUGCCCUAAGUAUAGGAUAGAGCAGUGGAGGAAGUACCUGCUGAAGCUACUCACAUUAGUAACAUGGAGUUUGGGAAGAGGGCCUCUUUCUUUCAAGUGACUAAAGAAACAUCAUCUCUAACUUAAGCCCUGUACACUGAACUUAGUCUUACACACAGUGGUGAUACUGUUUUGGCAAAGAAAGAUUACACAGCUGCUUAAGUAACUGUACUUUCCUGAUUAGGAAAACUACUCUUUCCAUGUGUGCAAAGAGUAAAAGAAAGGGCUUUUUUGCCACACUCAGGCUACACAUACUCCAAGAUACGUGGGAAAGCAGUAAAAAUAAAGUAUGCUGAUGACAGAGAUUGGCUGAUAUCUGUACUAAGGUUCAGAUUUACCCUUUAGCCAAAAGUCUAAACAGAACAAAAGUAGUGUUCUUUGACAGCUAUACCCUGUACUAGUCCAGAAACACUAAGAAAAUAUUAUUUCAUUAUUUUCUAAUAGAGGAGGAUUUUGGCUGGAACCUAGUGAGGGGUGCUAAACUUUUAACGUAGAGAUAAAAUAAAUAAUCAACAAGCUCUCACAAUUUGCUGGUAAAGCAGAAGACAUAAUACGGGUAUGAGAGUUAGUCUGUUUUAACUUGUUUUCACUACUUAAUUGCUCUAAGAUCAGUUGGUCACCAUUUAGGAAAAAUGCUAAAAGAUGAGGUCCAAACCAAAGUAGCUUGUAGCUAUUUAAAAGUACAUAGUAUCUGAACUCCCAGUUGAAACUAGCCCUUUCCUGUAUGGGUUUUUCUUUUGCUGUGGUUUUUUUUAUUUUUAAACAGAUAAAUUUGAAGUUGUGUGAAAGUAGGAAGGAUUACUAGUUACAGUCUGUAAUGACAAAAAUAUAUCAACCAAGUACUGGAGUUCUGCAUGCUCACAGAAUACUCUAUGGAAAAUAGUAAAAUACUCUUUUAAAGACAGCUAAAAGAUUUUCCUCCUCUUGUCUGUAUUCAUACUAGAGAAUAGGCACAUUGCUUCUUUUUAAACUUAGUUGGAGAGAACCAAGAACGUGUAAAGGUAUGAGACUUAGUACCUGCUUGAAAAUUUGGUUUAGCAUGUAAGUUUUGUUACGUUAAUACAAUAAGGAGAGAUGCUGAAUCAGAUGAAAACCUGCAUGUUUUGGGUUAACAAAUAUAGCUAGUAAAGAAAGAAAAUCUGUAACAAUCAUUCUGUCCUAGCCUCUGUAACUCAUACUAUGGUCAAAUGUUUACCCACAGCCUCAGGAAAGCGAAAGGUAUGACAUCUAUACCAAAUUCUAUGCGGCUUAUUCUCAAUAAAAUGACCUUUAUGUCA